Cavia porcellus (domestic guinea pig) is the source of this 3267-nucleotide messenger RNA. It is a transcript of the gene Esf1, whose product is annotated as ESF1 nucleolar pre-rRNA processing protein homolog. Gene Ontology annotation, cellular component: nucleus. The record is from RefSeq and is a predicted model, not a curated record. Bases 193 to 2688 code for a protein of 831 amino acids. Gene Ontology annotation, molecular function: RNA binding. Gene Ontology annotation, biological process: rRNA processing. The transcript is spliced from 14 exons. NCBI's taxonomy places the organism in Eukaryota, Metazoa, Chordata, Mammalia, Rodentia, Caviidae.
ACGGCUACGGCAAUUUCAAAGCGACCGAAAUGAACGCCGAAAGGGGGCAAACGAGAAGUAGUUUGGCCCGGUUCGCGUACCGUUGCGGCCGAACUUCGCGCGAAGGAUUGUGGGUGCGAUUUCCAUGUGAGGCUAAGAGAGACGCGAAACGUGUUUGGUUUCUUUGAACUGUUCUUCAGUAAGACUUUCAAAAUGUCAUCCAAACAAGAAAUAAUGAGUGAUCAGCGAUUUAGGCGGAUUUCAAAGGAUCCUAGGUUCUGGGAGAUGCCGGAAAAGGAUCGAAAAGUCAAAAUUGACAAGAGAUUUCGAGCCAUGUUUCAUGACAAAAAGUUCAAAUUGAACUAUGCAGUUGAUAAAAGAGGACGCCCUAUCAAUCACAGCACUACUGAGGACUUGAAACGUUUCUAUGACCUUUCAGAUUCUGAUUCUGAUCUCUCUGAUGAAGAUAGCAAAGCAUUAAAUCAGCAGAAAAUAAAGAAGAAGAACCAUAAGACAAAAAAAGAAAUAGAUUCAAAAAAUACGAUUGAGGAAAAAAAGGAAACCAAAAAUAUUAAUCAAAAGGAUCCUGGAAAUAAACAUGAUUUAGUUAAUUCUGAGAGAAUUAAGGAAAUCAAAAGCUUGGAUAAAUUUAAGACGAUAGAUUCAGAAAUAAAUUCUAAGAAGAACAGCAGAGAACUUAGACAAACAAGUACAAAACAGAAAAAAAGCAUUACUGAAAAUAGAGAUUCUUUUCCCAAAGGGCAACUAAAGACGGACCCAGGUACCUCUAAAAUUGUGAAAUCUCCCAGCAUCAGUUAUUCUAAGACAAAAAGAGAAAAACAAUCAGAGAUUCUGGUCUUAAAAGCAAGAGAUAGUGAUGGUAGCGUGUCUGACAAAGACGCUCUAGAGGAAGAUUCAGACAGUGCUGAUGAAAUAGGAAGUGAUGAGAAAUCUGAAGAUGAAAUCACAGGUGGCAGUGGAGCUUCAGCUGAUGAUGGAAGUGAAGAUGAAGAAGAUGACAGUGAGGAGGAGGAUGAAAGUGACAGUGGCCCUGAUCUUGCAAGGGGUAAAGGAAAUGUAGAAACUAGUUCUGAAGAUGAAGAUGACUUGGCAGAUUUAUUUCCAGAAGAACCUGGUUUUGAACAUGCUUGGAGAGAAUUAGAUAAAGAUGCUCCUCGAGCUGAUGAGAUUACACGUCGAUUGGCAGUUUGCAACAUGGACUGGGAUAGAUUAAAGGCAAAAGAUUUACUGGCUCUGUUCAACUCAUUUAAGCCUAAAGGAGGUGUUAUAUUUUCUGUAAAGAUAUAUCCUUCAGAGUUUGGAAAAGAGAGGAUGAAGGAAGAGCAAGUUCAAGGACCAGUAGAAUUAUUAAGCAUUCCUGAAGAUGCUCCUGAAAAGGACUGGACCUCUAGAGAAAAACUGAGAGAUUAUCAAUUCAAACGACUGAAAUACUAUUAUGCAGUAGUGGAUUGUGAUUCUCCAGAAACAGCAAGUAAAAUUUAUGAAGAUUGUGAUGGCCUGGAAUUCGAAAGUAGUUGUUCUUUCAUAGAUCUAAGGUUUAUACCAGAUGAUAUUACUUUUGAUGAUGAGCCGAAGGAUGUAGCCUUGGAAGUGGAUUUAACAGCAUAUAAACCAAAAUAUUUCACAUCUGCUGCAAUGGGAACAUCAACGGUGGAGAUCACUUGGGAUGAGACUGAUCAUGAAAGAAUCACAACACUCAAUAGAAAAUUUAAAAAGGAAGAACUUUUGGACAUGGAUUUUCAAGCCUACUUAGCUUCCUCUAGUGAAGAUGAAGAGGUGAUAGAAGAGGACCUGCAAGGUAAUGAUGAAGUUGGUGGAGAAGAUGAUGGGAAGACAAAAAAAAAUCAGAAGGAUGAUGAAGAACAGAUUGCUAAAUACAGGCAGCUCUUGCAAGUUAUUCAAGAGAAAGAAAAGAAAAGAAAAGAAAAUGAUAUGGAAAUGGAAAUUAAGUGGGUUCCAGGUCUUAAAGAAAGUGCAGAAGAGAUGGUAAAAAACAGAUUGGAAGGAAAAGAUAAACUGACUCCUUGGGAACAAUUUUUAGAGAAGAAGAAAGAGAAAAAAAGACUGAAAAAAAACCAGAAGGCUGUUACAGAAGAGACCAGUGAAGAUGAACUUCCUCCUGAUGUUGAUUUGAAUGACCCAUACUUUGCUGAAGAAGUUAAAAAAAUAGCUUUAAAGAAAAAAUCAGUGAAAUCUGUAAAAGAUGCCACCUCUCCAGAGGAAGAAACUGAAACAGAAAGACAAAAGGCUGAAAUGGCUUUGCUUGUGAUGGAUGAGGAGGAGGACAGCAAGAAACACUUCAAUUACAACAAGAUUGUAGAACACCAGAACCUGAGCAAAAAGAAGAAGAAGAAGCUUAUGAAAAAGAAGGAAUUAUUAGAGGAUGACUUUGAGGUAAACGUGAGUGAUGCACGAUUUCAGGCAAUGUAUACUUCCCAUUUGUUCAAUUUGGACCCUUCAGAUCCUAAUUUCAAGAAAACAAAAGCUAUGGAAAAAAUUCUUGAGGAAAAAGCCCGGCAAAGAGAACAAAAAGAACAAGAAAUUACUCAGGCAAUAAAGAAAAAAGAAAGUGAGACUGAAAAAGCAUCCCAAAAGAAGCCCAUUGAUCCUGCCUUGUCAGUGCUGAUUAAAUCUGUAAAAAACAAAACAGAACAGUUUCAAGCAAGAAAAAAGCAAAGAAUCAAAUGACUGGAUAUUGUUUCUUCUUAGAUUUAAAUGUGUUCUAAAGUAUACAAAAACAGAAAAGGGGACUUUAGAAAUAAAAUCCCGUUAUCACCUAAAAAAAUCUUUUUCUGACCAUAGUAAAAUUCCUUUCCAUGUAUACUUGUGCCUAAUUGUGGAUGAUUAAUUAAAUUACUUGAAUUACAAGAUUUAUAAAAUGUGUAUAUUUUAUGAAGGUCAGUUCUUACAGGUAGAAAGUUACUAGAAAUUAGCUUCUUCACAGACUGUUUCCAAUUCUGUAUAAAAAUACAGUGGUAUUUACUUGUAAGUGAAUGUUAGAGAUACUUUGAAAAUAUGUGUAUGUCAUCUCGGCCAUACCACUCUGAAUGCACCAAUCUCAUCUGAUCUCGGAAGCUAAGAGGGUCAGGCCUGGUUAGUUCUUAGAUGGGAAAAUAUGUGUAUGUCAUGCAUUCAUUUCUCCAGAAGCAAGAGGCAGAUUUGAUAGCUAUUAAAAUAAUUUAUUUUUCUAUCCAUAAGAACUCUUUGUUGUUAUGUUUAGUAGUUUAUGGAAUUAAUUUAUAAAUAAAAGCUCAGAAAUUCUUACUA